Molecule: messenger RNA, 1332 nt
Organism: Helianthus annuus (common sunflower)
Lineage: Eukaryota; Viridiplantae; Streptophyta; Magnoliopsida; Asterales; Asteraceae
Product: deSI-like protein At4g17486
Exons: 3
Coding region: 460-1083 (207 amino acids)
Biological process (GO): protein deubiquitination
Molecular function (GO): deubiquitinase activity
Source: RefSeq, a predicted model, not a curated record
CCUAAGCAGUCAAAUAAUAUUCCCCCAUUUUCUCUCAACAUCGACUCCCGUGUGUAUAUUAAUUAAUUAAUUAUUAAACUAUCAAAACCCCUUUUCUUUUAUUAUAAAAUCAAACCCCAAUUCGAAUCCCAAUCCCAAUCCCUUAAAACCCUCAAAUUACUCAAAUUCCAUGAUAUAAAUCAAGAAAAGCUUUGUGGGUUUUGUGAAAGUGGAGCCAUAUUGUAAAGGGUUUGUCUUGAAACUCGAUAAAGUUUCAAAAUUUUGAAUCUUCUUGUUGAAAUUCGGUGGGUGAAGCAAGUUAUGAAGAUUUUCUUUACAUGUUGAAAAUUCUGUUCAAAUUGAAUUAAAGAUUGAUUUUCUCAGAUGGGAUUUGUUUGAAUUUUUGUGGGGUUUAUGUAAGAUUUUGAUUGUGCAAUUGGAUACUAAUUUGGAGGGUUGAAGUUUGUUGGAUCAAGAAAGAUGUUGUGCAGGAUGAUUCAUAGGAAAAAGAAAACAGGGACUGUUCCUGUGUAUUUGAAUGUUUAUGAUCUUACACCAAUCAAUGGUUAUGCUUAUUGGGUUGGGCUUGGUGUUUAUCACUCUGGUGUGCAAGUUCAUGGUGUGGAAUACGCGUUUGGUGCACAUGAACAUUCGACAACCGGCAUUUUCGAAGUGGAGCCAAGAAAAUGCCCGGGAUUCACGUUUAGAAAAUCAAUAUUGAUAGGAAGAACAGAUUUUGGCUCGCGUGAAGUACGUUCGUUUAUUGAAACAUUAGCAACGGAGUACACUGGAAAUAGUUAUAAUCUCAUUACAAGAAAUUGUAAUCACUUCUGCAACGAUUUGUGUCUAAAGCUGACGAGUAGGCCGAUUCCUAGUUGGGUCAACCGACUGGCUCGACUUGGUUUUCUUUGCAAUUGUGUCCUUCCUGCUGGAUUAAACGAGACAAAAGUUCGACAAAUAAAAGCAGAAGACGGUUCCAACAACGAAAAGAAACUUAGAAGCCACUCGAGCCGGUUUUCACCAGCCUCCAAAACUCAACCCGCGUUGGCUUCUCGAUCUUCAAGUUCAUCAACGAGAAAAAAACAAAGCCCGUUACAAGUGUAAUGCAAGCUAGUCGAAUCCGUAUAGCAUUGACAGGUGGAAACUAUGAAAUGUUUUUGCUUUUUUUUUUUUUUUUUUUUUUUUUUUUUUGACUAAAGGCAUCACAAAUUUGUUAAAGUUGAGAUCUUACUCAAAAGAUUUGUGGGCAAGUGGUUAGUUACAAAAGGGGACAGAUUUUAUUUUAAUUUUUUUAAAGUUGGUGUGAUGCAUAUGCAACCCAUAAGUAAAGAAUGUGAAUCUAGUCAGAAUUCA